This is a messenger RNA of Cavia porcellus (domestic guinea pig), 783 nucleotides long. Its product is annotated as cadherin-like protein 26. Lineage: Eukaryota; Metazoa; Chordata; Mammalia; Rodentia; Caviidae. Gene Ontology annotation, molecular function: cadherin binding; calcium ion binding. Gene Ontology annotation, biological process: calcium-dependent cell-cell adhesion; multicellular organism development; cell-cell junction assembly. Gene Ontology annotation, cellular component: membrane; adherens junction; catenin complex. The record is from RefSeq and is a predicted model, not a curated record.
AUGGGCUCCAGGGGCUGCACCUCACUGCCGCUUCUUUCCCUGCUGCUGCUGCUGCUGCUGCAGCAGCUGCUCCAGGUGAGCUUAUGUUUCCCACUAAUUAAUGCCAUUUUUAUUUUGAAGGUCACUAUCAUUAACAGCUUCCAAGAAUAAAAAGAUAAUUUCACUAGGCAAAUAGAGUUGGAAUCUAAGAACCACAAGACUCUAUGGAAAUUCAAGAGAAGAUGGCUUAUUAUCACCCUGGAGCUGGAGGAGGAGGACCCAGGUGCUUUCCCCAAACUUGUUGCUGAACUAUUCAAUAACUUAUCUGACAGGGUGUCAUUAAUGCAUUUAAUCAGUGGACCUGAUGUAGAUGAAUAUCCAAUAGAGAUUGGUUUAUUUUCUGUAGAAGAUCAUGAGAAUGGAAAAAUAUAUGUCCACUACCCUGCUGAUUGAGAAACAGCAUCAUCUUUUAAGGUUUGUUUUGAUGUACUGGAUUGCUCAAAAGGAAAAAUUAUGGAACAAUCUUUGAUUUCCAUCAUUAGGAUCAGUGAUGUGAAUGAUUAUGCACUCUAGAUUACUGAAAAGGAAGGUAAUGUCAGCGUGAAAGAGAACCAAACUAUGGGAAUGUGUCAACCUAUUUUUCAGAUGUUAUCAGCUGAUGUGGCUCCAGAAAAUAGUCCAAAUUCCAAAGUCCUUUAUUUCUUUGUUUCUCAAAUGCCAUUAGUCAAAGAAAAUGGCUUCUGGACUGAUCACAUCUGUGGAGAAAUCUGACUCUUCGGAUGCUUAGAUUAUGAGGUUUUUUAG